Monomorium pharaonis (pharaoh ant) is the source of this 3731-nucleotide messenger RNA. Its product is annotated as mitogen-activated protein kinase kinase kinase 7. The record is from RefSeq and is a predicted model, not a curated record. NCBI's taxonomy places the organism in Eukaryota, Metazoa, Arthropoda, Insecta, Hymenoptera, Formicidae. The transcript has 9 exons. Gene Ontology annotation, molecular function: MAP kinase kinase kinase activity; ATP binding; magnesium ion binding. The coding region runs from base 161 to 1963 and encodes 600 amino acids. Gene Ontology annotation, biological process: protein phosphorylation; JNK cascade; positive regulation of canonical NF-kappaB signal transduction.
CCCAACAAGAUUAGCCGUACGGUGCCCUUCGACCUGAUACAGGAAAUGGCGAUCCGCGAGGUUGUUUGAUGCCAGUUUGAGUAAACACACCGCUCACGCGUGCACUCGCAACUCGUUGAUUAAAUGUGCCGUGAAAAUAAUGUGAUGUCGACUGUGCGCGAUGGCGAGCAAAGAAAUGACCGGCCAUCAGCAGCAGUUCGUUGAGGAAAUCGAUUACAAUGAAAUCGAAACGGAGCAGGUAGUCGGUAAAGGUUCCUUUGGGGUUGUAUGGAAGGGAAAAUGGAGAGGGCAAGACGUUGCUGUGAAACAUAUAAAUUCAGAAGGAGAGAGAAAGGCUUUCACUGUGGAAGUUCGACAGCUAUCCCGAGUUGCACAUCCCAAUAUUGUUAAAUUGUACGGAGCAUGUACCAAGAAUCCGGUAUGCCUGGUAAUGGAAUAUGCUGAGGGUGGAUCAUUGUAUAACGUGCUACAUUGUAAUCCUCAACCACAUUACACUACCAGUCACGCCAUGAGUUGGACUCUGCAGUGUGCACGUGGUGUCGCGUAUCUUCACAAUAUGAAGCCGAAACCACUGAUACACAGAGACUUAAAACCACCCAAUCUGUUGUUGGUUAUGGGUGGACAGAUGCUUAAAAUCUGUGACUUUGGCACAGCCUGUGACUUAAAUACAUAUAUGACUAAUAAUAAAGGUUCGGCUGCAUGGAUGGCACCAGAAGUAUUUGAAGGAUCUAGGUAUACAGAGAAAUGCGAUGUAUUUAGUUGGGGUAUCAUUUUGUGGGAGGUUUUAACACGCAAAAAACCCUUUGAUGAUAUUGGUGCUUCAGCCUAUAGGAUAAUGUGGGCUGUUCACGUAGGACAGAGGCCUCCUUUAAUAGAAGGAUGCCCAAAACCAAUUGAAAAUCUUAUGACUAGAUGUUGGCAAAAAGCACCUGAAGAAAGACCUUCUAUGGACGAAGUAGUAAAGAUCAUGACUGAGCUAUCGGAAUUUUUCAGUCGUCAUUUAGAACCCGUUGAAUAUUCCUUAAGUAGUGAAGAUGAUGUAGAUGAAAACGAAACAUCGAGGGAGAAUACGCUAGAUAUAGUCAGUACGUUAGAUUUUCGUAUGAACGGCUCCGUUGCAAACGGCACUAUUCGUACAAUUCCAAAGGCUGUAGAAAAAACCAUCGAAUGCUCCAAAGAAGAGAAUUCAUUGCCUUUCGCAUUAUCUCGUACCACACCGGUCGGCCACAGGAUGAAAUUCUCAUCACGGCAAAAUAAUUUAGGAUUUCAACCUGACGACGAAAUUCCGGUAUUAAAUAAUCUUCAUGGGAAUAUGGACAGUAAUUUAAAACAUACUAAAUUACCGAUUUUACAAAAUGCGACAGCACCAACGGCGUAUGACAAUAAGCUUGCUGCGUUGCAAAACAGAAACUGCAAUUUUGUUCCAUUGCACGUGGAGUGUGACCCGAAUGCUUGGGAUUUACCAAGCUCCUCUGACACUUCUUGGGAAAUUCCAAAUAACAUGGCUGGAUUAGACAAAGUGGUUCAAAAAACGAAGAAAAAUAAUCAAAGUAGCAGCACCACGAGCGAAGACUUGGGCAAUGUUUGUCGCUUACUAGAUGCUGACCUGAGGCCUCUCACGCCCGAUGACACGUGUGAGCUCUCGCGAGAGAUCUUCGAGGAACACAAGCAGAUAGCCGAGGAAUAUCUCAAAGUCCAAACGGAGAUAGCGUUGUUAAGCCAGCACAAAAACGAGAUGUUGAAGAAUCUAAACCUUGAUAGACUUCAGCAGGAGGAGUUACAGAAGCUGGAAGACGAAAAGGAAUCCUUAGUGAAACUGUGUCGCAAUCUGACGCGACAGUUACAGAUCAUGAAGGAUCAGAGGGGGGCGUUGACAAAUGCUGCCGCCACGUCAACGUUAGGGCCCGUCGUUUCCGGAAACAACGGCUGGGUGGUAGUACCUCACUCAUCAAGGCUUUCUUGAGAUGCUGCGACUCGACGCGUUCGCGAGGGUUUCAACAAAAGUGUACUUAUUACACUACGUUACACAAUCCCGACGACCGGUGAUCGGUGAUGUGUAACAUGGAUGGAAUUGUGUUAAGAUUCCAAUCCAAUUUCGUAUGAAUGCAAAUCAACGUCGCUUGCUACCGAUAGAGUAUGUGAGGAUAUGUGAAUCAAAGUGGCCGCCUAUAGCGGAUCAUUUCCGUCUUAUCAAACUCGCUAUCUAUGACGCGCGGUAACCGUACAAUUGACUUCCGAUUUUUUCCGACAUGAAAAGCACAAUUUCUAACACUACGCCUUUCGUUAGGUUUUCUUUCCUCACAGAAUCAUAUCUUUUGUCUUCUGCGCGUUUUCAUUUGCAAUGCGAGUUUAAUUAAUACAGCAUAAUAGAACAUCCCAAGCACAUGCAAGUAUCAUUGGGACUACUACAGAAAAUUCUUUUCGAUUACUAAGCUUCGAAGGUAUUGCUGACAAUAAACUGCAAUCUAGUCUUUUCGAUUCAUAUUUUAUCGAAUCAUUUGUUUGCAUUUUGAUGUGCAAAAUGUACAUUGUGUAAUAUAUGAUAGACAGCUUUUAUUAUUUAAACUAUUAUCUAUCAAUGAAAAGUAUUUUGUGCGUUAACUCCUUUAUUUGAUAUAAUCAGAAAAAAGCUAUUACAUGAAUAAAACGCGAAGCAAUAAUUGACGAGCAUCGAUUGUUUUUUAUAAAUUACAUUUGGAAUUUUUCUAUAUAAUAUACACAGUAUAUAUAGAUAGUUUCAGAUACAUCAUGACAUCCACUAAUGAUAGACUAAUAAUAGAUGGAAAUUUUAAUACUGAAAAUUGAAAAUGCUUGAAGUUAUAUUUUUUAAAUGAAGUGUUAAAACUAAUCAAGUUAUGAAAUUUUGAUACUCAAACGUUGUUUAUUGCACAAUAAUGAAGGUGUAAAGUUUUCAUACAUCUGUCUUGAAAUUGAUACAAUUCUGCAUUAUCACAUGAUUAUUGAAUAUAUACUAUUUGAUUAAGGUAAUCAUAAAGUAUAAAAAAUACAUACGACCGUAAUUGCUAUUUUUAACCAAUUACGUUGCAAGAGAUUAAAAUAAAUUUUUAUUUUUAAUUUCUUGUUUUGCCAGUGUGAUUAUGUAAAUAACUUUAAUCCCUUGCCUAUAUCUAUGAGCUUUAGCUUGAUUUCUUUGCAACGACAGAUCUAACAAAAUUAAGAUAUUACAUCAGUAUUUUCAUCAACACUAUCAUGUAUACAAAGUGUUUUAAUGUUUUCAUUUGCAUCUAAUGCAAUUAAAUAUGAAACAAAUGCGGGAUAAUUUCAGAAAUUCACGCAAGUUGUAAGUAUAAAAAAAUUUUAGAAUGAUGUGAAAUUAUAACAAAAAUAUUUAUCAGAAUCGAGCGCAUAAAACGCUCCUUAGAAUUAAGAUAUGUCGAUCGCGAUUACAGCGAGCCGUCUCUUUGUAGAAAAAUGAUACUGGAGAUUAUAAAACUUUGCUUGUGCUAACAAUUGUCGACGACUGAAGCUCGCAGCUACGUUUUCGUUACUGUUCCUAUGUUAAAUAUAAAAUGUAACAGAGGUUGAAACUAUCCUCGUGUAUCGCCUCGACAAUGGUCUCGAUAACGAGCAAUCGUGUAUUAUAAUUACACGCUCUGCGAAAGUUUCUCGACAGGUUCUCUUCUGAGAAUUCGUGAUGUGAAAUUGUUGUUCAACAUCUGUUGAAAAUGUAAUAUAACUCUGUAAAUACAAUUUUAAAAGCUGUCAGGACA